Messenger RNA from Trametes versicolor FP-101664 SS1, 5823 nucleotides. RefSeq lists its product as uncharacterized. Gene Ontology annotation, cellular component: nuclear speck. NCBI's taxonomy places the organism in Eukaryota, Fungi, Basidiomycota, Agaricomycetes, Polyporales, Polyporaceae. The record is from RefSeq and is a predicted model, not a curated record. Gene Ontology annotation, molecular function: ubiquitin protein ligase activity. Gene Ontology annotation, biological process: proteasome-mediated ubiquitin-dependent protein catabolic process; protein polyubiquitination. The coding region runs from base 379 to 5688 and encodes 1769 amino acids. The transcript is spliced from 17 exons.
AGCGCACGGGUCAAAGCCGCGAAACAGAAGGAGAAACAGAAGGAACGCCCCUCCGCAGACAGCCAGCAAGCCUCGUCGUCUUCGAGCAAGCGAGCCCGCGACAGCAGCUCUAAUAAAGGCAAGGGGAAAGAAGUAGCUGACGAAUCCCGAGCAAGCAAGCGGUAUGUCCGUUCCGCGCGCCGUUCCACGUACCCAACAACCUCCGCCCUCACCAUCAACGAACCCACCAAGGAUACCAAGGGCAAGAAGCGCGCUGCACCCGAAGACCACUCAGAAGACGACGAAACCGCUGCGGCAAUCUCUGCAUCGAAGAAACUCACGCGUCCUACCAGUGCCUACUCUCUCAGACCGAGGUCGGACAAUCAGACAGGAGCGGACAUGACCAGAAAGUCACGUGUAACAUCCGGCAAGGGUAAAGUUACCGCGAAGAGCAAGGCCUUGAUGGCUGCAGCAGGAUCCUCCCGUGCUGGCGACGAAGAUGUGGACAUGGUCGACGCUGAGUGCAUCCAGGAUGGUGAGCCACACGACGGGGGUCAGGAUGAAGGUGAUGACCCUGAAGACCUGCCCGACGAUGGUGGCGGCGGAGACGACGACGAUGAAGACGAAGAAGCCGAAAGGGACUUCGCCAGCACCUUGGGCGGCAUGGGCAAUGAGGCCUCAGCGAUGUCCAUCUUCGGCGACUACCGUCAACUCGGUUCCUAUAUGAUGGGCAUCUCUGGACGGCUGAAGACGAUGCUCAAUAACAUCAAGCCUACAGCAGACCCCACCACGAGGCUAGUGACGCUGCAGGAGUUGAGCGAAUUGUUGAGCAUCAGCACCGAGGACACCCUCGCAGGAUCCUUCCAGGUCGAAGCAUUCAUCCGAGAACUAGUCAGGAUUUUGGGUGGCACGGGGAACGAUGAGGAGGAAGGCGACGAUGACGACGCGGCCGAGCAAGAUGAGGAUGCAGCUCUCGCAGCGGCGUUGGCAAUGAGCACUGGUGGGAGCGCAUAUCAAGGCGACGAGAAUCUGGAAGCCCAGGUCCUGGCUUGCAGGUGUCUCGCCAACUUGAUGGAGGCCCUGCCGGGCGUGGCGCAUACUGUCGUAUACCACGGCGCCAUCCCCGUUCUUUGCAGCAAACUGAUCGAGAUUUCCUACAUCGAUUUGGCAGAGCAGACCUUGAGUACUUUGGAGAAGAUAUCUGAAGAGUUCCCUAGCGCCAUCGUCCGAGAAGGUGGCCUUGCUGCCCUGCUGAACUACCUCGAUUUCUUCUCCAUCGCUGUCCAACGAACGGCCUUGCAAGCGGCCGCGAACUGCUGUCGCAACGUCUCAAUCGAGCACUUCCCCAUGAUUCGCGCUGUCUGGCCUAUUAUCCGCAACUGUCUCGGCUACUCCGACCAACGACUAGUUGAAUACGCCUGUCUCUGUGUCAUCCGCAUCAUCGACUCCUACUACCGAUCCUCACCAGAGAACCUCGAGGCUCUCGUGGACGCUGACUUGAUUCGCGCUGUGAACAUGCUCUUGCUCCCUGCAGGCGGUUCCCCCUUGAUUGCUGCGAGCACAUACACUCUACUCCUCCGCGCUCUGGCGACAUCCGCUCGCAUCAGUCCCAAGAUCACGCUCGUACUCCUCGAAGCCGGUAUCGUCGACACGCUCUACCAAAUUCUGACUGGCGUCUUGCCCCCGACAUCGGAUGGCAUGGAAGAGCAGGGUGAUGCUGCCGGCGGUCAGGGCCUUGGUGGUGGGUUGGCGGACAUGACUGUGAUGGAGAACCUAGCGCAUCGCCCUAAGGAUCAGAUCGAGGAAGCGCUGAGCUUAAUCUCCGAACUCAUGCCCCCUUUGCCCAAAGAUGGUGUCUUCGACCACAAGGGAUACACCGAGAAAGCUCUCAACAAGAUGCUCAAGGCCAAGGCCAAGGCAGAUCGUGCUGCAGCUCGCCAAGCAGCGGCGGCUCUAGCUGCCUCUACCCAUGCGGGACCUUCUAGUUCAACAGCCCGUACAAGUGCGUCCGCGGCCCCGCCGGUCUCAGCGCCAGCAGAAGAUGGCGCAGCGCCCGAACCGAUGCACAUCGACCCUCAGUCCGUACAGGAAGGAGAGGACGCUCUGCCACGCCUCGAGAAGGAAUCAACCGUCGUCGACCGCACUGACCUCCUUCGCUCGAAGCCCGAUGUAGUCGGACGAUUCCUGCGGCUCAUGGUCCCUAUCCUCGUCGAUGUAUACGCCGCUAGCGUGAUCACGCCUGUCCGCAUCCGGACCUUGACCGGGCUGCUCAAGGCUGUGAGCUUCUUGGACGGUGAUGAGUUGAAGCAAGUCUUCACGUUCGUGCCCGUCGCAAGCUUUGCAUCGUCUAUCUUGUCUUCCAAGGACCAUCCCUCUCUCGUGAUCGGCGCACUCCAGCUCGUCGAAUUGCUCCUUGCGAAGGUGCCUGCCGAGUACAAGCCUGCCUUCCGCCGCGAAGGCGUAUUCCACGAGGCAGAUAUCUUGGCUUCGCGUACGAUCACGUCGACGAGAUCCAAGGACAAGGGCGCUGACAAGGAACCCUCGGAGGCGCCCUCGCCGGCAGAUACAGGUGUCGCUGCCGCGAUGCCCAUCUCAAUAUCUGUGAUCAGCUCUGCCCCGUACAAGAAGCUCACGUCCCUCACGAUGGAGCCGGACGAUGCCAUCACUCUCCGGGCUCGCGUCAUUCGUUUCAAACAUCUUGGAGCUGAUGACUCUGCCGGAUCUGACGACCUGUUCGCGAAGCUUCGCAGGCUGGUGGAACGUAUCACUGACAACGCAGUGUCGGAGAAGGAGCUAUCCUCGGCUCUGGGAGAGCUUGCGACGCUCUUCGGAUCGCAACAUACAUCAGUGUCCAGUUUCGAACUUCUUCAAAGCGGCGUGAUCGACGGCCUACUGCAGUUCUUUUCAAGCACGGAGCGUACAGUGCCAUUGGCUAGACGUCAGGAACUGUUCUUCACUGCCUUCACUUCCAGGAAGAGCAAGGGGACCGGCGGUCAGACUCCGUUCACUGUCUUCGUGAAGAAGUUGCAGGAGAGUCUCACCAGGAUGGAGUCGUUCGAGGUUAUCAGCAUAGCGCAAAACGCCGACGACUCGAAGCGCAGCUCUCCUUCCCUGCUGGCACGCCAGUUGCGCCUUCGCCUGGUCGCCGCUGAAGACUCUGAUAUCCCACGAAACCUGAACAACAUCGUCGUGUCUAUCCAUGCCAUCGCGACCUUCCAGGCGUUGCACGAUUACCUCAGGCCCCGUGUGGCUGGACUCCUUUCUAGCAGCUCGAGGUUGUCAGGAAUGCUCGCUGCCCUGGCGGCGUCAGGCUUGGCACCACCGUCCUCCCGCUUCGGGCUGACGGAGGCUUUGGCGAGGGCCUCAGCGUCAGCGUCUGCUUCUAUAUCUGACGCCAGCGGAGCAGCGACAUCUUCCGCAGGUGGCGCCGGGGCUAGCAGGCGGCGUAGCUUGCGCCUGAGCGCAAAGCAGAGGACCACUGGCGAUUCCGAGGAUGCCUCCGCGGAGCCGUCGGAGCCCGCAGGUAGCACGACUGGUGCAACAGCGGAGUCUUCUUCGGUGAGGGGUGUUGCAGAUUUGGCCGAGGCCGAGUCCAUCGCGUCCGUGGCAGAGCCCGCCCCCAGUGAGACUGUCGUCAAUGACGAUGAGUUUGCUGCGGACUUUACGGACGAUGAAGUCGAUGUUGACGCUGAGGUCAUCGAGGACGAAGAUCCUGACAACUCAAUUUCAGACAAGACAAUCAACGUUUCUGUUGGAGAGGAUGCGAGGGUGGAAGCCCAGACCCCGGACGGCACCCACGUUCCUACACCAGGCUCUGCUCGAGGGCUACCUUCGAGCACACCAACACCUCGUACAUCGACGCCGAAGACGUCAUACGCUGCUGCCCUCAAGACGAAGCCAAGCGAUUGGCACCUAGAGUUUUCGAUGGAUGACCACAAGCUGCCUCUGGAUCUUACUGUCUAUGGCGCCAUUCACCAACACGAGUUGCGCAAGCACAAGGCAUCUGGCUCGCCGUUCAUGCCUAGCAUGAUCUGGCAAGGCAUCUAUAGCAUCAAGUUCAAGAAGGUGCCAGGACCGCUUCCUUUGUCAGAUGCGCGUACCGACGAGACAGGCAUCCGCAGCCGUUCGCCCAGCCCCUCCCUCUCCUCCCUCCCCGAAGACGCCCCUCAUGCAAAGAUCCUGAGGCUGCUGCGCAUGCUGCACAAGCUCAACGUACAGGAAAGCGAACGUGCUACUCCUCUAAUCGCUAAGCGUAUUCUCCCUUCGUCUGCCUUCGUCAACAACAAGUUGUCUGCCAAGCUCACGAGGCAGUUGGAAGAGCCCAUGAUUGUCGCAAGCUCCUGUCUACCUGACUGGGCUCUCGACCUCCCACAACACUUCCCAUUCCUAUUCCCAUUCGCGACCCGUUAUAACUUCCUCCAGUCGACCUCCUUCGGCUAUGCACGUCUUAUCCUCAAGUGGCAGAGCCAGCAAAGCCGCGGGCAAGACAGCUCCAGACGUGAUGAUGGUGUGGGCUUCCUCGGCCGUCUGCAACGACAGAAGGUCCGGAUCUCGCGCAAGCACAUCCUGGAGUCCGCGGUCAAGGUUUUCGAGCUAUACGGAUCUUCGUCGUCAAUCCUUGAGGUCGAAUACUUCGAGGAGGUCGGGACAGGUCUGGGUCCGACACUCGAGUUCUACUCCCUCGUCUCGAAGGAGUUUGCACGAAAGGACUUGAAGGUUUGGCGCGACGCGGACACGUCCAUGCCAAGCCCCUACGUCUUCCAUCCCCUUGGUCUUUUCCCCGCCCCGAUUAGCCCCGACGACAUAGCGAAGGACGGUGUGCAGAAACGAACCCACCUCAUCAGGGUGAUCGGACAAUUCGUCGCCAAGGCCAUGCUGGACUCGCGCAUCAUCGACCUGUCAUUCAACAAGAUCUUCUUGAAGCUGGUACUCGGCGAGGAAGUUCCAUUGAACCUGGAGUCACUCAAGCGCGUUGACGCAGAGCUUGCGGCCUCGUUGUCGAAGGUUCAAAGCCUGGCUGCCGCCGGGAAGAGUCAGAACGAGAAGUUGCGCCGCAAACUAGCUGCCCUCGAGGACAUGGAUACCGGAGAUGAGGUCGAAAACCUCGGUCUUGACUUCACCGUGCCUGGAUACGAUAUCGAGUUGAGGCCUGGCGGUCGCGACAUCUCUGUUACUGCCGAUAACGUGGACGAGUACACACAAGAAGUCAUCGACGCCAUCGUUGGGAAGGGUGCACAAGCGCAGGCGCAGGCGUUCCGGGAAGGCUUCUCGAAGGUGUUCCCCAUCGCCGACCUCCAGGCCUUCACGGCGGACGAGCUCGCUAUGCUUUUCGGAAAUGCGGACGAAGACUGGAGCGCUGAGACUCUUGGAGAAUCGCUGAAGGCCGACCACGGCUUCAACGUAGAGAGCCGUGCUAUCAGGGACCUCAUCGAGAUCAUGUCCGAGUACGACGCCUCAGCGCGACGCAGCUACUUGCAGUUCAUCACUGGUAGCCCGAAGCUGCCCAUCGGUGGCUUCAAGGGCUUGAACCCCCCUCUCACUGUGGUGCGCAAGCCGCACGAAGCGCCUCUCACCGCCGACGACUACCUGCCGAGCGUCAUGACCUGCGUCAACUAUCUCAAGCUGCCCGAGUACUCUACCAAGGCCGUUAUGAGGGAGAAGUUGUCGGUCGCCAUGCGGGAGGGCGUGGGGAGCUUCCAUCUGUCAUAAUCCGUCGAGUUUGUCAAUGCCGUCCGUCGUCCACCAUGUAGUUUUUUGUCAUCUGUGCUUUUAUCGCCACCUCUUGUAGAUCACAUUCCCCCUCGCACUCGCAAUGCCUCGCAUUAAUCAGGACUAUAUAAUCGC